AUAAUUUACCUUAGAAAACACUUUUUGGAAAAGGCAAUUUGGGAGCAAGCAGCACGCAUAGUGCUAUAAGAACCCUGAACUCGUGAAGAAGAAGAAGAAGAAGAAGAGGAAGAAGGGGGAUGGAGGAAGCGAAGGGAGUUGUGAAGCACAUUCUGCUGGCUAAGUUCAAGGAUGGAACUUCCCCUGAUCUGAUCGACGAACUCAUCAAGGGCUACGCCAACCUCGUUAAUCUCAUCUCGCCCAUGAAGGCUUUCCACUGGGGCAAGGAUGUGAGCAUUGAGAAUCGGCAGCAAGGUUUCACACAUGUAUUUGAGUCAACCUUUGAGAAUGUUGAAGGUGUUGCAGAGUAUGUAGGUCAUCCUGCCCAUGUUGAAUUCGCAAAUAAAUUCCUGGCCAUCACGGAUAAGAUCAUCGUUAUUGACUACAAACCCACCACUGUGCACCUUUGAUCAUCGUUAUUGACUACAAACCCACCACCGUGCACCUUUGAGCUGAUAGACCGAUGGCAAUCAUCUGUUGUCUCAAGUGUUUCAUUUCUGAAUGGAGUUUGCUAUGGUUAUUUGUUGUCUUGCAAUUUUCUCUUUCAUGGGAAGUUGCUGCUUGUUGUGUGCUUUUAGAAAAAAUGCAUUCUUGAUGCCGUCAUAAAUGCAUUUGUAAGUUGUAUUUCUCAGCUGUGUACUGGUGUUUGUAGAAGUUACUUGACGAUUACUGAAUAAAUCUACAGGGUGUGGACCA
Malania oleifera is the source of this 735-nucleotide messenger RNA. Its product is annotated as stress-response A/B barrel domain-containing protein HS1. The record is from RefSeq and is a predicted model, not a curated record. The transcript is spliced from 2 exons. NCBI's taxonomy places the organism in Eukaryota, Viridiplantae, Streptophyta, Magnoliopsida, Santalales, Ximeniaceae. Gene Ontology annotation, biological process: pollen tube adhesion. The coding region runs from base 120 to 449 and encodes 109 amino acids.